CUAUCAACUACCCCAUAUUCAUCAUCCUCAGCCUCAUCUUCAUCAGUCUCACUAUCAUCAUCAACCCAACCAAAACAGCCUUCAACAUCAGCAACCUCUACAUCAUUGUCCUCAACAUUAACAUCAUCAGCAAUCUCACAGCCUUCAUCACCAUCCCUACCUUCUUCAACAACACCGUUAUCAUCAACAUCUUUAAUACUAUCACCUACACAAAACUCGUCAUCUUCAACAUCCUCAGCAGCAACUUCAUCAGUCCCACUACUGUCAUUAUCCUCUUCUGCAACAUUAUCAUCUAGACCUUCUUCAUCACCAACAUUACAAUCACCUUUAUCAUCAACACCACCAUCUUCAAUACUAUCAACUUCUCCAACUUCAUCAUCCUCAAUCUCAUCCUCAUCAGUCCCACUAUCAUCAUCAACCCAAUUAAAACAGCCCUCAUCAUCCGUAACCUCUACACCAUUGUCCUCAUCAUUAACGUCAUCAGCAAAUUCACAGCGAUCAUCGUCAUCCCCACCAUCUUCACCACCAACAUUAACAUCUUCAAAAAUAUCAUCUAUACCAUCUUCAUCGUCUCUGCCAUCUUCAUUACCAUCUUCAUCAGUCCCACUAUUGUCAACAUUAUCAUUGCCAUCAUCAACAUUGUUAUUUACACCAUCUUCAUCAUAUUCUCAAUCUCCAUUAUCAACAUCUUCAAUAUCAUCUACACUACCUUCACCAUCUUCAUCAAUCCCAUUAUCACCAUCAACCUCACCAGCACAUCCCUCAGUAUCAACAACCUCUACAAUAUCUUCAACAUCCUUACUAUCAUCAGUAAAUUUGCAGCCUUCAUCAACAUCCCCAUCAUCUUCAUCACUAUCAUUAGCAUCAUUAACAUCUUCAAUAGUAUCAUUUACACCAUCAUCUUUACCAUCCUCGGCACCAUCUUCAUCAGUCCCACUAUUGAAAACAUCAGCAUCAUCUUCUACACUAUCAUUUACACCAUCUUCACCAACAUCACCAUCACAGUUAUCAUCAACACCACCAGACUCAUCUUCAUCAGUCCCACUAUCAUCAUCAUCCUCAACCCAACCCCAACAGCCCUCAUUAUCAGCAACCUCUACAUCAUCGUCCUCAUCAUUACCAUCAUCAGGAAACUCGCAGCCUUCAUCACAAACUUGCAGCAUUCAUCACCAUCCCCACCAACAUUAA
Cyprinus carpio (common carp) is the source of this 1188-nucleotide messenger RNA. RefSeq lists its product as uncharacterized. The transcript has 2 exons. NCBI's taxonomy places the organism in Eukaryota, Metazoa, Chordata, Actinopteri, Cypriniformes, Cyprinidae. The annotation marks the transcript as partial. The record is from RefSeq and is a predicted model, not a curated record.